Racocetra fulgida is the source of this 573-nucleotide messenger RNA. The record is from the annotation of a GenBank genome assembly. NCBI's taxonomy places the organism in Eukaryota, Fungi, Glomeromycota, Glomeromycetes, Diversisporales, Gigasporaceae.
CUUAGUUCUUACAACAGUGAUACUUUAAGUUGGCCUAAUGAAGAUGAAUUAAAUGAAUCAAAUGAGUUAAACGAAUUAAAUACAUCUAAUAUAUCAGAUGUACAUAAUCUAGAUUCUGAAUCAGAAAAAGAGUGUGGUAAUGAAUACGAAUUAUCAACUGGAACAGGCAAUUUAAAAGCCCACCUUCGUCAAAUUCACAGAAUUUUGCCUCCUGAAGAAAAUAAUCAGAAUCAAUCAACUAAAAUAGCCUCUAACCAACCAUCAUUACACGAUUUUAUAAAUAAAAAAACACCUUUACCUACUUCAAAGCAAGAUAAAAUCACAAAUCGUAUUUUAGCAUGGAUUGUUGACGAUCUUCAACCAUUUAAUGCUACUACAAAUAAUUGCUUUCGCGAUAUGAUUCUUGAAUGUGAGCUGAGGUUUGAGUUCCCCUGCUACGAUAAAUUAAAAGAAAAAUUAAUGCAGUCUGUACUUUUUGCUGAACAACAGCUUAAAGAACUACUACAAACAACAAUGAGUUCUUUUUGUUUUACAACAGACCUCUGGUCUCAAAUGCACCAACCUUAUAUUGCU